UCUUGCAGCCACAUUUAGAUGGUGAUCGCAGCCCAGUCCUUGGAUGCAGUUUGCCAGGCGUCUUAUUCGAACAGCGCGGCGCAGGUCGAUGCGAGUCGCAGUAAUAAACGGAGAAAGGGGGAACUCUGCGUGGAAGACCUGUUCAUUAAUGUGUGCGAUGUGUAUUGUGCUUUUUAUCUAAACCCCUAUGUUUCAACAAAAUUCCAGGUGUCAGGCAGUAAUAUAUGCGAUAAAUCUCUGUUUUCAAAUCAACAAAUGUAGCUGUGGAAUGCAUCCAUCCGUUUUUUUAGCGUACUGAAUCCUUGCCUGGCUUUUGCCAAGGCCUACACUUCAGUCGCUUUGGGUAUCUCUGCGGGUGUCUGCUCGUCUGUCAAAGGUCUCCAGAAAAGAAGAUAUUAAGAUGAGUGGAGAGUCAGUGGAGCGGACAGAAUCCCACAGUGAUCAAGCAGACAAUGAACAACAUGAACUUGACUUCACAAGACAGAUUAAGACAGAGGAGAUCAGCGAAUCCCCGCACUCCAUUCCAUCACACAAGACAUGUCACCUGACACAAGGAUCUCCCAUGUCUGCUGGGCACUUGACAGGGGACCUGCCCCCCCUACACCCACUUCAGCAGCUGGUCCUCAUGCCCGGAUCACAUAUUCCUGCCUCCUCAUCCCUCUUGCUGUCUCAGACACAGACUGGGCACCAAGCCUUGCUGCAGCAAAAUCUACUUUCCCACUCCCAGUCAGGCCCCAUGCAGCACCAGCCAGGAUUGGCGAUCACUCCACAGGCGAUGAGUCGGUCAGGCCUGGCUGGGUCCUCGCUGGAUGGGCAUCCGGAGAUGCCCCAUCUUCAGGUUCCCAAGCAUUUGGCCCCUAUGCAGCAAGAUGAGCCCAGUGACUUGGAGGAGCUGGAGCAGUUUGCCAAGGCCUUUAAGCAGAGGCGCAUCAAACUGGGCUUCACUCAGGGCGACGUGGGCCUGGCCAUGGGAAAGCUGUACGGGAACGAUUUCAGCCAGACCACCAUCUCUCGCUUUGAGGCGCUCAACCUGAGCUUCAAGAACAUGUGCAAGCUGAAGCCGCUGCUGGAGAAGUGGCUGAGCGACGCAGAAAACUCGCCAUCUGAUGCUAUAGCCAGCACUACUACUCUGCCCCCGCCAAUGGAGGGUUACGUCAGAAAGAGGAAGAAGAGGACGAGUAUAGAAACAAACAUCAAGAUGACUUUAGAGAAACGCUUUCAUGAUAAUCCCAAACCCAAUUCGGAGGAGAUCACACUGAUCUCAGAGCAGCUGGCGAUGGAAAAGGAAGUGGUCCGGGUCUGGUUCUGUAACCGGAGACAGAAAGAGAAGAGGAUCUUCUGUCCAAUGUCUACUCCAUCCUUGAAACCUCCCAGUUACAACUCCAGACUCGUACCAACCUCCAGGUCAUUCAGUCCACAUACUGCAAGUGCAGUGUCAUCCAGUUCAUCUCCCAGCAGUCCCAGCCGCGGAUCUUCUCCAGGCCCCCUCGCUUCACAGGGGGUCACCCAAUCCAUCAACACCGCAGGGUCAUGGUACAGAGCAUGGAACCCCUCCUACCUUCACUGAUGGAGGACAGUUGGCUUACAGUUUGUAAGGGCCUGAAAGCCACAUGUGCAAAAAGGUUACUUGAUUAAGCUCUGCGGAAAAAAGGAGGACGUCAGCAUGAAUAAGAGCCAGAGCAAAGGAAAACAUUACAUGUAUUUCUGCAAUAAAGUACAAUAAUUGUAUGGCAACUCUACGUCGAUUUAAAUGAAGACUUUUGAUACCUCCUGUUUUGUUUUAAGUUUGACAACACAGCAUGCUUGGUGAACUGAAACUCUUUACAACAUCUGGAAUGCGGUGAGAGAGAUCUCCAAUGCAGCACUUCCAGAAGGUUCUACAAGCUGUUCUCACAACUGCAUUUAUUGAAGAAGUGCCCUUUUUCCAAGACUGGGCACCGACACACAGAGUGGAAAGACAUCAGUCAUUUAGAUUGUAUUUAUUGAGCAAGUCUAUCUGAAUAUAUUGUGAAUAAAAUUGGUUAAUAUUUUCUGUUACAUGCAUAUUUUUGUUUUAUACGAUGUCCUUAGCUUUGAGAAAUUGGCAAAAUGUGUAUUUUAGAAUAUCUUUAAUCUUUAUUUUUGAAUUAUUCUGUCAGUUUUUUUUCUUUCACACUAGAGUGGUUAUGGGUGAUUUCUUAAUUAUAUUUUGCUGCAAUCUUACAGUUUUGAAGUUUACGUGUGUGAAAAUGUCAUUGUAUACAUUUUGAAGACACUUUGUCCCAUGCAUUCUAAUGUUUGGCAGUGGCUUUUAAACACUUUAAAACACGGAUUUCAAUGUUUAAUAAUGAAGAAAUAAAAUGUGUACAUACUGUU
Molecule: messenger RNA, 2355 nt
Organism: Brienomyrus brachyistius
Lineage: Eukaryota; Metazoa; Chordata; Actinopteri; Osteoglossiformes; Mormyridae
Gene: pou2f3
Product: POU class 2 homeobox 3
Exons: 13
Coding region: 401-1567 (388 amino acids)
Biological process (GO): regulation of transcription by RNA polymerase II
Cellular component (GO): nucleus
Molecular function (GO): DNA-binding transcription factor activity, RNA polymerase II-specific; RNA polymerase II cis-regulatory region sequence-specific DNA binding
Source: RefSeq, a predicted model, not a curated record